AUGUAAUCUAUUUAGAGCAAUAGUAAUUAAAUACAGAGAACAAUGGGAAGAGAUCGAAAUGGAUAAUCUUUAUAAGUUGGAUUACCAAUUUCAGCUGUUUAGAAACUGGAUGUAACAAAUGUAACAUUAAGAAAAUAUGAUCGUUAUACAGGUAAUCCAGAAACUAUAGCAUGGGAGAAACAUUUAUUAUGUGAAAUAGGGGUAAAUGAUUUUAGUAUAGUUAUAGGAUGAAGAUUUGAACUUCAUAAAAGAUUUUUACUUGGAAUAAAAAUCAUACAACGAUGAGGAGUAUUACUUUAGAUACAUUGAUUCAAUAAGAAGCAAAUACUUAUCAGAAGCAAAGGAAGCUUAUACAUUAGCUAAAGAUAUUUGUAAAUAAUUGGUGGCAGAAGAUCUAAUAAAAACUUAAAGAUUAAAAAAGAAUCGUAAAUAAGUGACUUAAAGAAUUAGAUAGACUUUAGGAACUUUUAAACAGACAAAGAAUGAAGAUAUUUUGAGAUGGGUAAUAUUGAUUAAAUUAAGAAUAGAGAACUGGUUUAAAGAAGUUAUUUCAUGAAAUGAGAGAUGCUAUUCAACAUAUACUUGAUGCAGGAGGAGAAAAAGAAUUUUUUAGAUUAGAAGAGUUAAUAAAAUAAAAGUAACAUAUAACGGAAGACUUUUUAAAAGGUCUUCCUAAUCGUAAUGUAUAAGAGAUAAAUAAAUAUUUAUAAUCAAUAAGAUUGUUUGUAUCAAAAAAAACAGAUGAAUUUCAAUAACACAAAUUGGAACAUGGAGAUGAUUUUCAUUUUGAUGAGAAAACGAUAAGAGAAUUAUCUAGAUCUUCUUUGGAAGAUACUGCUUCAUGUUAUAGUGAUAGAUUAACAGAGAUAAGAGCACAUUCAAAAAGAGAAAAAUAAAAGGAAGCUGAGAAAAAGAUAGAAAAAUUUUAUGAUUUAAAUUAAUUGAAAAACAAAUGGAAAACAACAAAUGUAGAUUAAUUGAAAGGAACCAUUAGAAGAGUAUUAGUAAAAGAGACAUUAUCUGAAGCAGAACAUAUACGUGCAAGAGCAUAUAGAUUAGAAUAAGAGAAAAAAGGAAUUUAGAUUUUGAAGAUUGAAUAACCAAAGAAACGUAGAUAGACAGCUUAAGAAAGAAUAUAAGAAAGAAAAGAAAAGAAAGAUAAAAGAUCAGUAGCUGAAUAUUAAAAGAAACAUACAUUAACAAGAGAAGAAAUGAAGACUGAAUAAUUGAAAUAAGAAUUUUUUACAAAAUACAAUCCAAAAUCUAGCAUAGGAGAACAAUUUAGUGCAGCUGUGGGUUAUAAUAAUUUAUUUUGA
This is a messenger RNA of Paramecium sonneborni, 1316 nucleotides long. The record is from the annotation of a GenBank genome assembly. NCBI's taxonomy places the organism in Eukaryota, Ciliophora, Oligohymenophorea, Peniculida, Parameciidae.